CUCUGUACAAACGCAGCACCACCCCGGCCGCUUUGUAAGAGGAAAAUUUAGCCGAAAGUAUUCCAUCACAUACUGUUGUCUCUUUUGCAAAUAUGGCGGAAGAAGAAGGAAAAGUCAGUAGAUGUCUGAAGUACACUCUGUUUGCGUUCAACCUACUUUACUGGGGUAUUGGUGGUGUUAUGAUGGGUAUUGGCUUCUGGGCAGUGACACAAAAGAGUGACUACAAAGAAUUCUCCAGCAUUUCAACUGAUCCAGCAAUUGUGAUAAUUGUUGUUGGUUUUUUCAUCUUCUUUAUUUCCUUUUUUGGUACAGUUGGUGCUCUAAGGGAGAACAUAUGCUUUCUCAGAACAUACAUGAUAGUCAUGAUAAUCAUUGUCAUUUUGGAAGUGAUAGCAGGACUGCUUGCUUUUGCAUUUUGGCCUGAGGUUCAGAAAUCUGUGGACAAUCAGUUUAAGAAAGCAAUUGAGAAGUACAGAGAUGAUCCUGACCUUCAAAAUGCAAUUGAUGCUGUCCAAGAGGGUUUCAAGUGUUGUGGAAGCACAGGUCUUAAUGACUGGGACACCAAUCGCUACUUCGUAUGUGGUGGGCCUUCUCCUGAAGAGUGCAGUGUUCCUCACACUUGCUGCAUACGUCAAGAAGACCAGAAACCUAACAUCCAAUGUGGCUGGCAGGUUAGGAAACAGCAUCGCUUGGCUCUAAAGAAUAAAAUCUACAUAACUGGCUGCUUGGAUGCAGUGUGGGAAUGGUUCAGGAAUCAUCUUGUAAUUGUGGCUGCAGUUGCUGUGGCUUUUGCCUUCCCUGAGGUUGCUGGAAUUGUCAUGACCCAUUUAUUCAUCGGACAGAUUCAGGAGCAGAUUGAAGCUUGGAAAAACCCUCCAAGGUACAAGUACAGACCCAGUCAAGAUGUGUAUGGAAGAAGUGGACCCUUCUACUAGCCUAUCCCUAAGUUAAUAAUGGUUUAAAAUGCAAUUUUUAGGUUGAUGUACACGCUGCUGCAAUUAGAUGAAGAAAACAGAUUUCGUAUCAAUGUUGUCUUUACAAGUGCUUGUACUUUUUAUAAGUGCAUGGACUAGCGAAAUUCUUAGUCAAUCACGGUACCUACAACCGCUCAGCUUUUUUAUGUGAAAAUUGCCAAACUAUUUCUCUGUUGUCAGUGGUUGCUUGGUUUAUUCAGCAUUAACCUGGUGCAUAGAAUGUAGAGUGAGCUUGACGUGGACUCGGCGUGUUUGUCUCCUUUCCACCCCCAGGAAAUUCGCCACUUCCCACCACCCCCAAGGGGGUGGUAGGAGGUGCAAAAACCUUACAAAAUCAUUUCUAUGAAAUUCUCUCAAUUCUUUCAUUUUCAUGCGAAAGGUUUUGAGCGGUUUUGCAUGUCAUGUCAUGUCAUGUACAUUACGAGAUGUCUGUCGACGAUGGGGUAUAUUUACGUGUACCUCAGUCUGAUUUCCUUUCAAGUGACGUAUGUCCGCUUACAAUAGUCAUUGUCGACCUAAUAGUUUUGCCUCCCCUGUCAGACACUUUGUAACAACUGUAGAGCUGUGUAACCUUUUAAGAGUAAGCUUUACACUUCAAAUCCCUUUUAAAUUGAUUCUACAACGUAGAUAAU
Molecule: messenger RNA, 1606 nt
Organism: Stylophora pistillata
Lineage: Eukaryota; Metazoa; Cnidaria; Anthozoa; Scleractinia; Pocilloporidae
Product: tetraspanin-33
Cellular component (GO): plasma membrane
Source: RefSeq, a predicted model, not a curated record